AUGGAUGUGAUGUUGGAGAAUUACAACAAUCUAUUGUUUGUUGAAAAUCGUCACAUAUGUGGAAUGUAUGAGAAGGUCUUGGAUCAAGACACAUUGUACGUUGUCCAUGAGCCUGUGAAUAUCCAAGAGAAGUCUUCUAACUGCAGUGAACUCAGCAAUAGGAUUCAUGAAUCUACCCAAAGUACACUUCAUAAAACUAACCACAGAGAUGCAUCUCUUCAAUUCUCAAACCUAAGAAUACCUAAAACUGGGAACACUGAAGAAGUUUGCAAGUAUAAAGAAUGUGCAAAUGGUUUAAAUGUGUGCUCAAUCAUUAGUCUCAAUCAAGGAAUCCACAUAAGAAAGAAAGAACACAAUAGAAAUACAGAAUUUGAUGAGGUUUUUCACUCUAAACGUAAACCAUUGCACAAGAAAAACAAUAGUGGAGUGAAUUCUUACAGAGGUAGUGAACCUGACCAGUGCUUUACCCAGAGACACUGUCUUCAAAGUCAGCAGCGCAUUUAUCCAGGAAAGCAACCUCACAAAUGUAGUGAAUGUGAAAAAUGUUUUAAACAAAAAUUCAAUCUUAGUAUUCAUCAGCGAAUUCAUAGUGGUGAUAAACCUUAUAGGUGUAGUGAAUGUGACAAAGGCUUUACCAUAAAACGCACUCUGAGAAUUCAUCAGAGAAUUCAUACAGGAGAGAAACCUUACAAAUGUAAAGAAUGUGACAAAUGCUUUACUGCGCCAUCAAAUCUUAGUGUUCAUAAGAAAAUUCACUUAAGAGAGAAACCUUACAAAUGUAGUGAAUGUGACAAAUGCUUUAUUGAAAAAGGCAGACUGAGAAUUCAUCAACGAAUUCAUACAGGAGAGAAACCUUACAAAUGUAGUGAAUGUGACAAAUGCUUUACUCAAAAAUCAUGUCUUAGUAUUCAUCAGAGAUUUCAUACAGGAGAGAAACCUUACAGAUGUAGUGAAUGUGACAAAUGCUUUGCCAGUCAAUCCUAUCUUAGAACUCAUCAGAGAAUGCAUACAGGAGAGAAACCUUACAAAUGUAGUGAAUGUGACAAAUUCUUUACUCAAAUAUCACAUCUUAAUACUCAUCAGAGAAUUCAUACAGGUGCAAAACCUUACAAAUGUAGUGAGCGUUACAAAUGCUUUACUGAAAAAGGCAGACUGAGAAUUCAUCAGAGAAUUCAUACAGGAGAGAAACCUUACAGAUGUAGUGAAUGUGACAAAUGCUUUGCCAGUCAAUCCCAUCUUAGAACUCAUCUGAGAAUGCAUACAGGAGAGAAACCUUUCAAAUGUAGUGAAUGUGACAAAUGCUUUACACAAAAAGACAAUCUGAGAAGUCAUCAGAGAAUUCAUACAGGAGAGAAACCUUACAGAUGUAGUGAAUGUGACAAAUGCUUUACCAGGCAAUCUCAUCUUAGUAUUCAUCAGAGAAUUCAUACAGGUGCAAAACCUUACAAAUGUAGUGAGUGUUCCAAAUGCUUUACUGAAAAAAGAAAGCUAAGAAUUCAUCAGAGAAUUCAUACAGGAGAGAAACCUUAA
Messenger RNA from Arvicanthis niloticus (Nile rat), 1530 nucleotides. Lineage: Eukaryota; Metazoa; Chordata; Mammalia; Rodentia; Muridae. The record is from RefSeq and is a predicted model, not a curated record.